AUGGAUGCAUACGACUUGUUCCGUAAGCUGGGAGCGGGGGCCAAGUUUGACUUCAAAAAGUUCGGCAAAGAUGCGGAGAGGUUUAAGCCCUGCAGCCCGAGGCUCUGUUCGUACCAGGUGGCGUCUCAGCGUGGUUUCUCUGUCUGGGCUCCUGCUACAGGGGCGGGCGCUGCCAGCGGCCAGCCGGAGGGGAUCCUGUGGACGUCGGCGCUGGACAAGAAGGCGGAGGACUCUCUGGGGGAGAGGAAGGACAAGCCCUCCUGGAAGAGGUUAAAGCACCUGCACCAGGAGAAGGUCAACCGCCUCCGGCACCAGAACCGGAUCAACGUCCGCGGCACCGACGUCCCCGACCCCGUCGCCACCUUCGCGGAGCUGGCGGAGGAGUACCAGGUCGACCCGCGGCUCAUCCAGAACAUCCGCGCGGCGGGGUUCCAGACGCCCACCCCCAUCCAGAUGCAGGCCAUCCCCCUCAUGCUGCAUAACCGGGAGAUCCUGGCCUGCGCGCCCACGGGCUCCGGGAAGACGGUGGCCUUCUGCCUGCCUGUCCUCGCCCACCUGCGCAAGCCUGUCAACAAAGGCUUCCGGGCUCUCGUCAUCUCCCCCACCAGAGAGCUGGCCAGCCAGACCUACCGAGAGCUUCUCAAGCUGUCCGAGGGAGUGGGCUUCCGGGUGCACAUGAUCCACAAAGGAGCUGAUGCCGCCAAGAAAUUUGGACCCAAGUCUGCCAAGAAAUUUGACAUCCUGGUGACGACUCCCAACAGGCUGAUUUACCUCCUGCAGCAGGACCCCCCGGCUGUGGACCUGGGCAAUGUGGAGUGGCUGGUCGUGGACGAGUCCGACAAGCUCUUCGAGGACGGGAAGACGGGCUUCAGGGACCAGCUGGCCACGAUCUUCCUGGCCUGCACCUGCCCCCGGGUCAGGAGGGCCAUGUUCAGCGCCACCUUCGCCCCCGACGUGGAGCAGUGGUGCCAGCUGAACCUGGACAGCAUGGUGUCCGUCUCGAUCGGCCAGAGGAAUUCGGCCGCUGAGACGGUGGAGCAGGAGCUGCUGUUCGUGGGCACGGAGAACGGGAAGCUGCUGGCGAUGAGGGAUCUGGUCAAGAAGGGCUUCCACCCGCCGGUGCUGGUGUUCGUGCAGUCCAUCGAGCGCGCCCGCGAGCUCUUCCACGAGCUGGUCUACGAGGGCAUCAACGUCGACGUCAUCCACGCUGAGCGCACGCAGCAGCAGGUAUCCCCCGGCGCCCCGUCCCCAGGGGGCACACAACUGCCUCCAGAACCGUGAAACCCAAGGGGACGCUAAAAGACGUGCGAAUAGACGUGCAUAUCGGCACGGGGACAGUCACCGGCUGGGAAACGCCAUCAGAUUUUGAUUUG
Lepisosteus oculatus (spotted gar) is the source of this 1373-nucleotide messenger RNA. NCBI's taxonomy places the organism in Eukaryota, Metazoa, Chordata, Actinopteri, Semionotiformes, Lepisosteidae. The record is from RefSeq and is a predicted model, not a curated record.